Molecule: messenger RNA, 952 nt
Organism: Galeopterus variegatus (Sunda flying lemur)
Lineage: Eukaryota; Metazoa; Chordata; Mammalia; Dermoptera; Cynocephalidae
Gene: CAMSAP1
Product: calmodulin regulated spectrin-associated protein 1
Exons: 4
Biological process (GO): negative regulation of microtubule depolymerization; cytoplasmic microtubule organization
Cellular component (GO): microtubule minus-end
Molecular function (GO): calmodulin binding; microtubule minus-end binding
Source: RefSeq, a predicted model, not a curated record
GUGUGGCCCGUGGCUGUAACUUCCUUGUCCUCUGGCUUUUUUGUCUGCAGAGUUGAAUCGUUGGAAGCCUUGCCCAUACUGAGCCGCAACCCAAGCAGGAGCACAGACCGGGACUGGGAAACUGCAUCGGCGGCUUCUUCCCUGGCCUCGGUGGCCGAGUACACAGGUCCCAAACUCUUCAAGGAGCCAAGCAGCAAGUCGAACAAACCAAUUAUUCAUAAUGCUAUCUCCCAUUGCUGCCUGGCUGGGAAAGUGAAUGAACCUCACAAGAAUUCAAUACUGGAGGAGCUGGAGAAGUGUGACUCCAAUCACUACAUCAUACUGUUUCGUGACGCUGGCUGCCAGUUCAGGGCGCUUUACUGCUACUAUCCUGACACCGAAGAAAUCUACAAACUCACAGGCACGGGGCCAAAGAGCAUCACCAAGAAAAUGAUUGAUAAACUGUACAAAUAUAGCUCAGACCGAAAACAGUUGAACUUGAUCCCAGCCAAAACCAUGUCUGUCAGUGUGGAUGCACUCACGAUUCACAACCACCUGUGGCAGCCCAAGCGGCCCUCAGUGCCAAAGAAGACCCAGACUCGUAAAUGAUGCCUCUGCGGCCGAGUCUGAAAGGUGUGCCACAGGAUCCUUAUUUAUUAUUUUCAUCCAUUUGGGUACGAAGUGUGUAAAUCACAGACCUUUUUCAAAGAGGCUUCUAGACAACAAAAGGAAACCCCUCCCUUAUCUCCCAAUACACACAGGAUGCCAGGCAGAGCGAGAACGGAGGAUCUGUUUUCAGAGGCUUGAGGCUGCUGUGGUCACUGCUUGCCACCGAGGCUCUUGGACGAGGGAUGUUGUGGAGCGAGAUCCCUGGGCUGCCAAUCUCCUUGCUCGAAGGUCUCCUUCAGCAUAAAUCCAGCGCCAUCGAUUUGGCCCUUUUGCCUCUCACUUGCCCCCUUUGCACGUUACCUGG